Messenger RNA from Saccostrea echinata, 2077 nucleotides. RefSeq names its product peroxiredoxin-like 2C. NCBI's taxonomy places the organism in Eukaryota, Metazoa, Mollusca, Bivalvia, Ostreida, Ostreidae. The record is from RefSeq and is a predicted model, not a curated record. Bases 47 to 739 code for a protein of 230 amino acids. The transcript has 7 exons.
AACAUCACAGUUACUAAACUAGACGAAACACGUUUAGCUUGCCAAAAUGUCGAAAACGGAGGAACAAGGAGAAACUCAGGUUACAGAAGAAAUAGAUAAUUUACAAAUGUCAAGAGGAGAAAAACCAGAACCAUGCGACUUCAAAUUCAACUUCACAAAGGCAAAAGAAAAGUUUGUCCUGGAUGAAGGAGGCAACAAAAUAAAGUUUGGUGAUAUCUACAAACACCAGAAAACGAUAGUUAUUUUCACGAGGCAUUUCCUGUGCUUUGUAUGCAAAGACUACAUUGAAGAUUUAGCAAGAGUUCCAUUAGAAUAUUUACAGGAAGCUGGCGUGAGAAUAGUUGUGAUUGGUCCUGCUCCUGACAAGUUUAUACAAUCCUUCAAGAAAGAGACAGGAUAUAUGUUUACCAUGUACACAGAUCCAGACAGAGAGCUUUACAAAUUACUGGGUAUGAAGAGCAACCCAGAGUAUGGAAAGAACACUAAAAAGAAUAAACACCUCAAGCAUAACAUGAUAUCAGGAAUUCUAAGUAGUACAUGGAGGGCCAUGCAAAGCCAAGAAUAUCAGGGGGAUGUCCGACAGCAAGGGGCAGAGUAUAUCCUUGGACCAGGAGAUGAAGUCCACUUUAUGCAUCUUUGUGAAUGUUCCACUGACCAGACUCCUAUAAAUGAUCUUCUACAGCUGGCUGGAGUCAAACAAGUCAGUUUUCCUAAGGACAGUCGAGUCAUUGAUGUUUAACUUGUAUUUCCAAAUGUGCCUAUGUGUUCAAUCAAUGUAAAAUUUAUGUCCAGUUGUGUCAUGAUUUCAUUUAUUAUCACUUGGACACUUUUUUUGUCAUUAAAUUUAUGCAGUGCUAUGCAUUAUGACAUCAUCAGUUGUGUGAAAUCGAUGUAAUGCUCAAUUCAGCAUCAUUAUGAAGGAUGGAUAUUAAAAAGUUAUGUUUUUUUUGGUUCAUAUUAUGAACUCUGUUGUAUUUUUCUCUUGGAAUUCUUGUGAAGAUUUCCAUCUGAAAGCUGAAAAGGCGAUAUACAAUAUUGUUAUUUAUAAUCAUGUCUAGAACUAUAUACUCUACUGAUCAUGUCAGGACGUAUAUACAGUUGAAUUUCGGUAUCUUGAACACGGAUAUGUCGAAUAUCAUGGAUAUGUCAAAGUGAUUGGAAAAUCCUUACCAUGUAUUUCUUAAGUAUUUUACCCUCGAUAUCUCAAACCCUCAGAUAUCUCAAAAUUUUUUCUCAGUUCUAUCGAGUUCGAGAUAACGGGGUUUGACUGUAUAUAUUUAUAAGUUUUUUAUAAGGAAUUGUAUGUUAAUACAUGUAUUUCUACACCCUUGUUAAGUUUUACAUAUACAUGAUGUAUAUAUUACAUAUCAUAAAAAUUUUCUUUCACUUUAACCUCUGUUGACAAUGUUUGAAAUGUGAUGCAUAUAAUUAUAAUGUAAUUUUAUGUAUGACUAUUUUCUGCUAACUUUUUUUUCAGAGUAUUAACAUUAGUGUAUAUCCAUUCAACAAUUUUUUUUAAUGUUUUUUGACAGACUUUGAAUUGAUUUAAUAUUUUGUACAUUACUUAAUUAUGUAUAGUAACUGUUAAUUACACUGUUUCUCAGGUAAGAGUUUGAAAGAGAUAUAACACACUUAGAGAAAAAACUAUAAUUAUUAAUGGAAAGUCUAGAUAAAUAUGAUUAUCUUUUGUUAUUUAUGGAAAUAACAAAAGGUUCAAACUCCUGAUCUGCAGUUUACAAAGCCAAAGCAUUCAACUACUCAACUACCCAGAUUGUCAAUUUAUUGAAAUGGGUAUUAACAUCAGACUGACCUUUAUCUCUAAAGUUGUAAAGUAUCUCUAUUCUCUCUCUACAGUUGUGAAGUAUCUCUAUUCUAUCUCUACAAUUGUGAAGUGUCUUCUGUAUAUACAAUUGUGGUCUAUUUUAUCUCUACAGUUGUGAAGUAUCUCUGUUCAUCCUCUACAAUUGUGAAGUAUUCCAGUAAAUUGUGACACUGUGAUAUUCCAUCUUCAAGAAAUCAUAUACAUGUAUAUAUAUAUAUAUAUCCACUGUGUUACAUUGUCUGCUUAUUUUUAUGA